This is a messenger RNA of Porites evermanni, 12006 nucleotides long. The record is from the annotation of a GenBank genome assembly. NCBI's taxonomy places the organism in Eukaryota, Metazoa, Cnidaria, Anthozoa, Scleractinia, Poritidae.
AUGGUCUUUUUGGUAUUAGAGGUUUUCGUAGUAACUUUGGUGGCCUGUGCCCUAAGCUUUCCAAGGAAUAACCAGUUUGGUAAGUAAAAACGUUACUUUAUCAGGUCACAUCAGAUCUUAACCUGCGAUCAGGCGUAUUUUUUUGUGGGAGAGAACAAGUAGGCGAACAGCGAGGAGAAAAAAGAACAUGGGAGGGACGCCUGAUCGCAGGUUAGUCACAUCUAGAUUUUUAAUUUGUCUUUCAAAUAGCUAACGUUUGAUAUACUGAUUACAUGUACCUCAGUCGCUCUCUGUCAGGUCUGAUCUGGUUCUCUGUAACCUGAAUGCAGGAUUAAUUAGUAAUACUCAGUCAGACGGUUUUCAGUACGGUAUAAUCCCGGAACAAAAAACAGCAACCCUUAAACUGUAUCAAGAUAUUACCCUGUUUGAGUGCAAUGCCUCGUUCUUUUUUUUUAAAAAAAACACUUUUCGAAUGCACCGUAACAAUUUUAACAUUUCGCUGAAAUGUUAAUUUUCUGUUGAGAAAUAAUUAAAUUCUUUUACCGCUUCUAGUUCGUCAGAGCAUUGGUGAAGAUUUUCGUUGAGAAUCGUUUCUUUAAAAAAACCCUUAAUCCGAAAAUGGAAGAGUUCAGAUUCAAACUAAAUAUUUGAGAUAAAGUUGAGUGAACUAAGGAUUAAAAAAUGGUAAAAGUAAUUUAUCAGCAAAAAACACAAGCGCUGCGUGCCUACAGUGUUAACGAGAAAUUUCUAACUGUACGAGGCGUGUAGCCGAUUUAGCUCGAGGAGAUAGUGGAAAAUAAUCUUGCAUCACAGUAAUGACAAACAUACAAUGAGAUGAAAUUGGAAUUUCAGUCUUUGUGUCGUCAGCGUGGCUUUUUCCACUAAGUCCGUACGUUUAUCACGCAAAAUUUAAGCGAAAAGUUAACAAAAAAUUAAAAGAAAGAAAUUAAUAUCAUGAAAUGACAAAGGGUGCAAACGAAUACAAUCCCGUCCAUGAUUACAUUUAAUUGAUGCUUGGAGUUAGAAGAUUCAAAGAUUUAUUUUGUUAACAGAACAUGUGCAUGACAAAAAUGAUCCUGUGGGCCUUAUUCAAGAAGAUCCUGAAUUACUUGUGAGGCCAAAACUGAAUGACGGUAAGCAAAAAUCGUUUUUGCAUAUGGGCAUGCGCACUACAGAAGAAGUAACCUCCGGGGUAAUCCGAUAUAUAGACUAGAUGGGUAUGUGCCGCCCAGUACGGUAUGGUUUUGGAGGUCUCCAUCCUUCUUUAGGCUAUCAUUUUUGCCCUUCUUGGCAUUGUGUUCCCGGUGUGAUCCUUAUAGAUAGGGUACCUAAACUGUAUCAGCUAAAAUUGUUAAGAGUCAGGGUCUUUAUAUGAUUGAGUAGAAAUUCUUUCCUUUGGAGACAUCAGCAAAUUGUUUGACUUCUUUUCUAGUCUUCUGGAAUAAAACGAAAAAUCAUGGUCCCGUCUCACGGUACUUACAGUUAACCUGAAUCUGAAUUACCGGGCGUAAAGAAACUAAUGGGAACGUACUGAACUUUGGCAGUGAUCUGCACCCCUGGUGUCAAACUCAGUUCACAUUCACAUUCACAUUAGGGGGCGUGCAUAACACAUCACUUCAUGGUGGGACCUGAAAAGCGGCCUACAAGCAGUCUGGAGAGUCCAUCGCACGGUGCCUAGAGAAGAGUGGUUGAAAAGAUUUGGAUUUGUACUUGUAACGCGAUGCUAUGUAGUCAGUCCACAACAUGACAACGCAAUGCCUUGAAGUGAAGAAAUCAUCUAAUUUUUAGUGAUCUACUAUUUUGAGGCAUGAGAGAGCUCAAGCGUGUCUGGCCGGCAUAGCACAGCCGAAAGUCUUAAAACCCUUAUAUAUCCCAUGUUUUCCUUUUCUCAAUUUUGCUUUAGAAGUGAGCCAUGCAAUCUCCAUGGUAACCGACGAAGAUCCACCAGACGAAGUUUAUCCAGUGGAGGCCGAGAAUAAGGUACAGGACCCUCACCAAGACGAUCUAAAAGAGGUUUAUCCGCUAACAAAUGCUGAACAAGGUGAGGCUAAAAGACAUUAAAUAAUGCUAUUGCAUUCAAAAUAACUUGCAGAAUAGUGCCUUAUUCGUUGGUUUUCCCAAGGUUUAGCGGGGAGCACGAACUUGAAAGGCGGGUGCUAAAAUAUCCCAAAAAUAAGCGAUCGCUGGCGACUAAGGACAAGGCGGGGCAGCGGUAUGUACAGCAAGUGUGAUGCAUUUCUUUUAAGCUGAUCCAAAGGUCACAAGCAGCCUGGCAGAGUCCGCCACAAAAUGCUUAGACGGGAGUGGUUAUUACGACUUGGAUGUGUAAUGCGCUGCCUUGAAUAUAACAACGCAUUGUAGUGCAAUACUAAACUAUUUAACGUAAGGCAAUGCAAUGAAAUGAAGGAACAGAAACGUUUUCGUGAACUACGAGAGGAUUUGAGGUACAUACAAGGCUUGAGCGUUAUCCAUGUUAACCUUGUGACUGUAGUUAUUUUCUUUCAAAUUUUACAUCAGAAUUUGAAAGUACAUUCCCCUCACUACCUGACGAAGAUCCACCUGGCGAAGAGUAUCCAGUAGAUACAGAGACUAAAGUAGAAGACCCUCACCAAGAAGAUCCGAAAGAAGUGUAUCCUCUGGUAUCUUCUAAAGGAGGUGAGGGUUUCAGAAACUGUACAGUGUUGUCAGUAUAUGACCAUUUGAGGCAGUAUAGAAAGAUUGAGCUAGAUGCUUGUACUAGUCAUAUAACUUUCCUCAUUGUGUACUCUGUUAAGCUCACGUUUAAAAAUGGCGUCUGACAGCGUGAAAUGGAGUAACUAUGUACACAGUCACAUAUCGGGUACUCAUGGUGUGAACACAAUACCAUUUUGUGUCGGUACCCGAGCACUGGCUCCCUGGCACCAAGUGUGGACAGCCCCUUUAAGAUUUUAGUUCUAGGAAAAUGUGAUACAAGACGAAAACACAUGUAUUUUAAACUUCCUUCAAAGCCCAACGAGUAAAAAGAGGAGCGAAUGAAGAUGAUAAAUGGCCAGCAACAACGGAGGAUGGGCAAACUAUUGUUAGAAUCCCCUACGUAGAAUCAGGUACGACUUCUACUGACUUCUUUCCCUCGCAAUCCUGAAUCAUAGUGAGUUUACGCAACAGGACAGGAGAAAGAAGAGGGCGGCAAAACGCUUGUGUGUGACAAACGUGACAGGCCAAAUUCUUACUUCUUUUGUGGUGAUCUUCACUUAAGUUAAUGUUUUCUGACCUGUUUAAAAAAGGGUGAAGUUCGGCGAAAACGUUUUUCAAACAAAAUUAUUGUCACGCUUGUCACACAAGGUUUGCCGUCUUCUUUCCUCUCCCAUCCUGUUGCGUACCACACAACUGUACUUGUAACGGUGCAGGACUGAUUUGAUGCCAAACUUCCUAUUGAAGGAAAAAUCGUAGGGAAAAUUGAUGUCACGCCUCGUACCUAGAAAAGUAGGAUGAGGUGUAAAACUGACCUUCAAUAAGCAUUCGAAAGUAAGCUAACUGAGACGAAAUUGUAGCAAUCCAAAUGGUCCAUUGAUAUAAAAAAACUCAACCUACGUAGCGGUCGUCAUGGUAAGGUCCAGUACGGUGACCAAGGGCCCGGUUUCUCGAAAGGCCUGGAAACUUUUAGGGCCCGAAGGCAAAUUUUAAUAUCAAAACCUUUUGAACAGUAGCACAGUUAAGAAAUUUCAAUAUUUGGCAUACAGAAUAUUGAAAUUUGACUACUGUCUGUUAAAUCAACAUAGAGUUAUUCAAAACAUACCCACUAACGACGUUAGUCACGAGUAUCAGUGCCCAAAGUUUACUGUUAUCACAGUGAAAGAGUGAAAGACUUUUCUCCGCGCACAAUUAAUUAUUAGAGCGGACUGUCAACAUGCAAAAUUUGGAAAAAAUCUUUCAGUCGCUUAAACGACUGGUAAUUCUACCGCAGAUAAAGCCGAGUACUAAAAACGAACAACAAGAAAACAGUAGUGGGGAAAAUAAACAAGGUAAAUCCUUAAGAUAUUAGCGCUUGACUUUAUAUUUCGGACGCCAAAAGAACGUCAUGUAUUUGCGGUAAAGGCGUUAUAGUAAGCGCUACAGACAUGGUAAAACGAUUAAUUCUCCUACAAGAAAAAUUUACUAUUAUUAAAAAACUUAAAAUCUCUAGAUUAGAGGAAAAAAAAAUGAGCUGAAAAGCGUGUAAAGUCUUUUAGUUAUGGCCAUUCAAAGAGUACAAGACUUUUGCGCGCGGCCAAUUAUUAAGCGCGUAUUGACAUGCAAAAUUUUUGAAAAACUUUUUGGGACGCUUAAGCGCAUAUGUCAUUCUACUGAAGUUGAAACGUAAACUAGAAACAUUAAAGGGCAAGAAAAAAAGAGUUUGCAAAAUAAAGGGAGUAAAUCUUUAAAGAUAUUACCGUUCGAGUUUAUAUGUCGGCCGCAAAUUGCACAUUUUUUACUUCACUGAUUAGCGAUCCUCCAAUAUGCGCGGCAAGACAUAGCAAGAGGAACAAUGCUCGUAGAAAGAUAAAUUUACUAUCAUUAAUAAGCUGAAAGUCUCUAGAAUACAGGAAAAAAAAUUAGCUCAAAAGCAUGUGACUCCGCUCUUAGAGUUGUUGCUAGUCAAAGAGUGGAAGACCUUUCCGCGCCGGGACCAAUCAUUGAGCGCGCACUGUUAACAUGCAAAAUUUUUGGAAAUUUUUUUCAGCCGCUAAAGCGCAUAUGUGAUUCUACUGAAAUUGAAACUGAAAACUAGAAACAUAAAAGGGCAAGAAAAAAAUAGUUUGGUCAAUGAAAGGAGAAAGUCUUUGAAAAUAUUAGCGCUCGAGUUUAAAUGUUGGCCGCAAAAAGCAGAUUUUUCACUUCGGUAAUUACCGGUCCUCGGACGUUUCAGUAUGCGCGGCAAGACAUAGCAAGAAAAAUAAUUCUCGUAGAAUGAAAAAUUUACGAUUAUAAGUUCCUAGCUCAGAAACCAGUCAAUUCUGCUUUUUCAACUGAUAGUUUUAUUGCCUCGUUUUCAAAAAUUAUUGAAUCUUUGUUUGUAAAUGCAAACACGGCAAACACAAAACAGCUUUUCGGGGCCGAAACGUUACCGAAGUUUCAAGAAACGCCGGGCCCCAGACUGGAAGUAAUUUUUCCCUGCGCGUCAAUGCCUAAAAUAUUUAUAAGAUGCCACGACGGCAACACCGGUCAAAACGCACUCUUUCAAACUUUUUCGCGAUUAUUACACUGAGUCGCUUACUUUGUCAAAUGUACGCGAACUUUUAGUAGAAUCUUAAGUAGGUUAGACCCAGAUAAAAUUCAAUUUUUUUCCCAGGGUUGUUCCAUGCAGUGGCCUAUCUACAGUAUAUGUAUUUUCUUUCCAAACAAACAAACACCAAAUGCUUUAUUUGCAUGACCAUAAAGGAAUUACAGUAUUGCAAAAGCUAUUAGUCUAAAUUUAAGUACUAAUUCAACUAAUUAGUACGUGCAAAACAUUACAAAGCGUUACAGUUCUCAUUCAUUCAUUCAUUAAUAUUAAUUUGGUUCUUAAUUCAAAGCAUUGCGAGAUAAAUGAAACUAAUAGACAGUUAAUGAAAUAAUCCGAAGAAUUCAUAAGAAGAGAUAUUAAAGUAUCGCCACAGAAGAAAGUGAUUUGAAGUCAGGUAUUUUAGUUUCUAGUUUGGAGAACAAUAUGUCUCUGAUCUGAGAAUAGGCCUUACAAUCUAGUAAGAAAUAAAUUUCAUCUUCAAUUUUGUUACUUGUACAAAAGUGACAUAUCCUAUCAUUGCGAGGGAUUUUCUCGUAUCUACCUGUUUCAAUUCUAAGUUGAUGACUACUUAUUCUAAAUCUCACUAAUGCUUUUCUCGAAGGGUUUUUUCUUGUUAAAACUAGGUACUGCGAGGGGCUAUAGUCGUCUUUGAUUGUACAAUAAAAACUAAGUUUUUGUGAUUGUUGAACAGUCUGAUUCCAGUAAGAGACGUAUUUAUUUUUCAUUGACUUUUGAGUCACUCAAUGAAUUACAGGAAACUGUCAUAGUUUAGAUCAUAGUAGUCAACCAUUUUCAUGAGAUUAGAGUAAAACAUGGUUUUUCCGUUAUGAUGAAGAUCAAUUGAGCGAUAACACAAAGAGAUGGUUAAAAACUGUGAUUCAUCAGCUGGACCAAGACACCUGUAUUCGUUUUAAGGAAAAGACCAAUUCAGACAGCCACUGGGUAGAAUUUAAAACAGGAAGUGGGUAAGUUGGAUGUUCAAACUUUACAUCACUUAAUUUAUUUCCCUUGUCAAACACAUUGGGAAAGAUCAAUGAUAAGUACAUUAUCUUGGCGGUGUAGUCCGGCUAAAUGGGAUAUAAAUUAUGUCAUUUCUACUGCUUAUUGCAAUACUGAAAGAGAUUCAUCAUUUCAUGGGGACAGUCCGGCGGCAGUCGGCUGAGGGUGGGCAAUGAUCUUAGAGCCGGGAAUCAUAAGGUGUUCCCUUCAAGUUUAUUGGUCUCUAACAAUUGCGUUUUAUUAUCUGAUGCGUGUUUACUCCAUCUCAUCACCUAACGAGAUACUUGCACAGGCCACAUGCCCACAAGUGUCUUUAUGUGAUAAGAUGUUUACGUAAAGAGGGAUACCAACAACCAGAUGUAGGUUACGUUUUUAGAUCAAUUGUUUUACCGAAACUGACGUAUGGUCUACCUGUAUACCCCUCCACAAUACCGGAAUUAACAACGGUCCAGAAUUUUCUACAGCGCUGCUUUAAACGCAAAUAUAUUUCGUACCAAAUUGACAUAUAUAACGUAUUAGAAGAGGUAGAUCGCUCACUGUUUAAGAUCUCUAGUAUGCCAGGCCACCCCCUGUACCCUUCCGUCCCAAAAACGAAAGAAAGUUCAGCGCGCCUCCGAGUUACUAGCAGUCAACUCCGUAAGGUUAAUACCCAGCGUUUUAAAAAUAGUUUUUUUAAUAGGCUACUUUUCAAAUAUAGAGUAGCUAUUUAAUGUAAUGUGGAUCUUGAAUGUUAAAUUCAAUGCUUCCACAUGGAAUUUUUUGAGCCUUGUAAUUCUUUCUGCUAUUUUUCAUGUAAGUGUUCUUGGUUUUAGUAUGUAUUUUUGCUUAAAAAACAAUAAAGACCUUUUAUUUAUUUUAUUUACAUGAGUUUAAGGCUGGUUUCCAUUAGCUACGGAGUCGGAGUCGUAAGGCCAAGUGGAGUCAAAAGUCAGAAUCGUAAGCGGAGUCCGAGCGCGACGGAAUCAGAGUCAGAAGAAUCAGAACGUUUCCAUUUUCUCCCGACUCCGCUUAUGACUCCGUUGUUUACUCUCUAGUGAAAACCGGAGUCGGAGUCGGAAGCAGUAGCGGAAGGAUAUAUCACAAAGCACGUUCCCAGAAUUUGUGAUUGGCUUAGUUCUUCCGUUUCUUCUUGUUUUAACUCCGACGACCCUGUUUUCACUUGAUCGUUAAGUUCUACGCUUCUGAUUACGACUCCGACGCUAUUGAAUAGCAGUCGAAACAUCAAGAAAAGUUUCACGCCGGCUUUGUUUCUGUAAAUUCGGAGUAACUGCUUUGAUUUUAUCUUUUAGCUGCAGUUCAUACGUUGGGUGCAAACCUAGCAUUAACCCCCAGCCUGUGACCUUGGACUCCAGCGUAUGCUAUUUCCGAAAAACAAUUGCUCAUGAAAUAAUGCACCUGCUUGGUUUUUAUCAUGAACAAACCAGACCCGAUCGAGGUCAAUACAUUAACUACUAUCCGAAUAAUGUCCAAUCAGGUAUGGCCACAAUAGUCAAUGCUAGUUCUUAAGCCUAUUAUGUCGUUUAUAAACAAGCCACAUUGCCUCCCUCACCACUUAUACUGCAAAUAAAAAAAAGAUAAGAGUACUCAAAGCGCCCCCCCCCCCCCCCCCCCCCCCCACUGGGGGCCGGAAUUAAUUACCAGAUAUAACUUCCCCCCUCCUUCACCACCCCCCCAAACAAACCCACCGUGCCGCCGUAUACAGACUCAUACAAGAGGGCAAGGGGGAAAAAAUACCAGUUAGCCCCCCCCCCCCCCCCCCAUUCCCCAUGUAGGGUCAGUUAUUAAUUACCGAUUUAGCAUUCUACAUACUUACCCUCAACCCAUAUGCCAGAGCUUGUAGCCGGCAUUGAACGGAUCUAUACGAGGGGAAAGGGAUUAAAAUUACGAGUUACAGUCCGCAUAUAACAUGUCUUUCAUUAACAACGUAAGUAAAAGAUAAAGCUUUGUGGUGAGGUCUAUUUUAGUGCUUAAUUUUCUAUCAAAAUUUGUUGAUCGGUAGUUGUUGGAAAAGGCAUCUUAACGGCCUCGCGGACCCUGUCUAACCAAGCCUCAUUUUUUCUUUUUUGUUGCGGCAGGAUUGACGAGUCAGUUUGAUAUAAUUUACGAUCAGCAACUCUGGGAUUUUGGGUACGAUAUAUCUUCUGAUAUGCAGUACAACGAGUAUGCGUUUAGCCAAGACGGGACAUCAAAGACUAUGGAUGCCAAAAACGGCCAACCACUGGGAUCCAACUCACACAUGGACGCAAUGGAUGUAGAAAAGGUCAAUAAACUGUAUGGCUGUCCUUAUAUAGACUGUAAGUAUAUACUAUAUCAAAAAAUUACGCUACUUACUGAUUUAACGCGCCCUGAGAGUCCCCUUGAUUAUGUGCUCUGUGAAGCCCAAAUAUAUCAUAGUGGAGCUCCACGCGCGGCGCGAAGGCGGAGCCCCAUAGCUAAGGAAAUGUGGUAAUCUACCCAUCCGAGAAAAUUUGGUAAUCACGUGACCGUACACCCACCGCCCGCCCGACCGUCCGUAUUCACCACAGGCAUACCAAUGUAAAAUAACUCAAUCAACAGGUAUGGCAACCCAAAUGCAACUCAAGGUUUUAUUUGGAAGGAAAUCAAAUGGCCACCCUGACUUUUAGAAAGAAAAAACAACAAAAAAGUCAUGUCUUUUUCGGCGUUAUUUUUUAUGCUUGCACUAACGUGGAUAACAGAGAAAGAGCUAGAGCUAGUUAUUGAAAACAAAGGAGACGAAUUUCGUAGGAAGAAAAACAUGGAAAUUCAAAGCGGCGGUGAGAAAAUGAGAAAUGCUAGCGGCCAACAGGGUAAAAAUGAGCGGCAGUGAAAAAUAAAAGCGAACAUGAACACAGGAAACAAAAUAUUGGGUAAUCACAUACGAUAAUUCCUCCAUACGAAUAACGUGUAACUAGGAAGUUUGACGUUUAAGGUGUACAAAACGGCGUUGUAGUCGUGCAAAACAACGGCAAGGGAAAGACAAAAAAGCGUGCGGCACGUGCAAAUUUGUUUUUUGCUAAUUAGAAGAACUUAGAAAAGUGUACUGCACGUGCAAUUUGCUUUUUUGCUAAUUAGAUCUAUUAGUCUUGAAGCCAUUUUCAUUUUCGUCCCCGUUUAGCAUUACACGAUUUAAUUUUUGUUGUUUACACGUAUUAUUAACCAGAGCUUCGCUUUUAGCCCUGGCUAAAUCUAUAUAUUAGGGUGAACGAUAAGGAGAGAAGGGAAAGUCAAAAACCUCCUUCAUGUUUCUCCAGAUAAAUCCAUGCAAAUUGAUUUCCAAAAGUGUUUUUUUUUGGGUCUGAUAACAUCACCUCAAUUCAUGUCAAUUAACCCUCCAAAACUCAUGUAUAGCCGGAGCAUCUUUUACUGUAUUAGUUGUUUAAAAUGGUAUUUUAUAAUUUGCGUUGCGCCAAAGGAUGGGCUUUCCAGAAUAUCACGCAGAGCAAGAAGUUUGAAAAUUAAUGUCAUUUUUAUCUUUUUUUAUUUUACAUUUUAUGACUGCCCCCCCACCCCCUUUUUUCCUUAAGGCUACCAAAAAGCUCAAAAACAAAUAGCAGAAUCCGUCUCUAAUCUGUUAAUUUCUGCGACAUAUAAUUAUACAGUCGUAGAUCACGAAAUAGUUUUGAAAACCGGAGACAGUCUUGGGGAUGGAACCAAUGCAGAUCCUUUCAUGAAGCUGAUUGGAAGUAAUGGCGAAACCCCCUUUCAGCUCGUAACGUCGGGAGGAAUGCUUUAUGCUGAUGAAAACGAGCAGGGCGCGUGAGUUUUUUUGUUUGUUUGUUUGUAUCGACAUAUAAACGUUUAUAACCCACCAAUUAAUUUUCGCGCGAUUUUAUCUGCUAUUUUGGGUCACGUGGUAGAAAAUCAGAGGGCGAGUAUCAGGCCGUACACCCCACCCGUCCGCGUCGAUAUUUGCCCUACGUUAAUUUCCGCAACAUAUUAAAUAUAGUCGUAGAUCACGCAAUAAUUUUGAAAACCGAGGACAGCUGGCUUGCUGGAACCAAUGGAGACCCUUUCUUGAAGCUGAUUGGAAGUACUGGCGAAACUCCUUUUCAGCUCGUAACGUCGGGAGGAAUGCUUUAUGUUGAUGAAAACGAACGGGGCGCGUGAGUUGUUGCUUUCUUUAUUUUUUUUGCUUGAAUUUUGUCCUUUAAUAAUUUCAGGGGCGUGGUCCCGGGAUUGAGUGGGCUUUUAUAUUCAACCUAUAUCCAUACGUACCACGUGAUUAAGUACGGUAGGUUUUUUUGACAUGAUCAUACGGCGCAAACGACGGCUGACUGCUGAACUCAGUUAGUGACACAGCUUAUUAUACCUGAACUAAUAAUCUAAAGCAUAGCCAAAGCAAGUUUGAGGAAAAAAAUGAAAAGGCAUUCUAGGCACAUUCAGCUGCGCCUUACGCGAGAACGAAUGGUUAAACUAUAGCGAGAAACUUUAACUUAUUUUUAGCGUGAAUAUUUACACAAGCAUGGUUUUCUGUCGUCAUAUAUCCCCAACUCGUAAGUGCUCUUUUUUCAGCGAUGAAACUCACGAACUACCUUUUCCAAAUGUGGGGACGAUUUCAUCUAUUAAGGUGGCCUUAGUGAAUAAAGGAGAGACGCCCUCGGGGACAAGAAAGCGAGGUUUUAUUGCGGACUGGACUAACGGAAAGUGGAUUCCGAAACACGAGAAGAGAUUCUUGUUCUCGACUGAUGGAUGGACUCUUGAAUCUGUAAGUAAACAUAAAAGAUAAAAUGAAGUCUAAAAAAAGAUUUCAGUAAAAAAAACCCACUUGUUCACCUCAAGUUAUGAGGGCAUCACAAAACAGUUAUUUGCCGAAGUGGUAGCCUCCCACGCAGACGUUCUUACGGGUUCGUCACGCAAUCAUUCCUCUCCCACGAGAGGGUAGGAACGCGUGACGAACCCCUAAGAACGUUUGCGUGGGAGGCUACCGAAGUGGAGACACAGAGGUUGUUUGUGAUACUCUUUUUUAGCAACAAUAUACUUUAUUACAAUCUUAUAAAAAGCUGCACAAAAAACUUAAGUAAAAUAUUCAUAAAAAGAAAACGUAAACAUCAGUACAAAAUUCCGGCAAAACCCCUUCGCAAUUCAAAAUUUCAAGAACUCACAUAGAGUUAUAAAAAAAUCAAGUGAAAAGUCCCAGUGGAUGACAUAAACGUCAAUGCACUCAUUCUAAUAAUACGGAAAAGUUUCUAAUCCAUGAGGCGAGAUAUAUAUCUAUUGCUGUUCAUUUUCCGUACCAACUUCCCGAUAAGAAGACGUAACUAAACUGAGAUUAAGAUACUCUUGAGCUCUAAUUAAGAACGCUGCUAAACCCAUGUCUGAUUACCAGCACAUUGUUGAUGAUAGCGGACUUCUUACAGUCCGCCUUUUCUCUUAAAAUCCGUCUAGUUCUUAUCUCAGCCAGCGCGAUUGCAAACCACAACGUUAUGCAGUAACUUUUGCAAAGAAAAAUAAGAGAUUGCCCGAAGUCUAUGUUGAUGAAAAUUCGUCUACUUUUAACAACAAAGCCAAAUGUCUUGGUUUAAGAACCUGCUGGCAGUAAUUUGCAAUUCUAAUACCCAUAGAUGUAACAACCUGUUAAGCCAUCGUCAAACCCAAAAGUACACAAGUUAACUUACACAUCUAACUUUAUAACUUUCCUUUUUCUCACCUUAUCUUGGGUUUAUUUUAAUAACAGGUGACCUUGGAUGGCACAGAGUUCGGGGGGGCGACGCUGUAUGUGGGAGAGGAGGCGACUGUUUAUCCCGCAUGAUCAAAUAACGGUUGAA